This is a messenger RNA of Aspergillus saccharolyticus JOP 1030-1, 2681 nucleotides long. Its product is annotated as pseudouridine synthase PUS7. Lineage: Eukaryota; Fungi; Ascomycota; Eurotiomycetes; Eurotiales; Aspergillaceae. Gene Ontology annotation, biological process: pseudouridine synthesis. The coding region runs from base 307 to 2592 and encodes 761 amino acids. The transcript is spliced from 2 exons. The record is from RefSeq and is a predicted model, not a curated record. Gene Ontology annotation, molecular function: RNA binding; pseudouridine synthase activity. Gene Ontology annotation, cellular component: nucleus.
CUUCGUUAUUGUAAUUCUGCUAGUUGCCUGUGACAGGCACCUAGUAAAAGCGAGGAUCAUGGUGCACUGCACUGCACUGCAUCACAACUACUAAAAGGUAGUUAUCCAGUGGCGAUCAGGGCAGUCCAUCCAUCCCGAUCGGGAUUUACCCCAUUAAGGCUAGUCCACCCGCUACCCGCUAACUCAAUCCAGCCAAGCAAAACGUGACGAUAACUUAACUUUUCUGGAGCUCCGCAAUCGUUCAGCAGGCCUUGAAUCGUUGCUGCAACUCCGCCUCCAUUUUCAAACCUCAAAGCUUCCAUCGCGAUGGAGGGCGUCGACGUGACCGAGUCGCCUCGCAAGCGCAUCAAGACUGACAAUGCUGCCACGACAGACGAGGAUGCUGUGCUGUCCCAUGCCGGCGGACCAGUGGCGGAGGAGAUUCCCGUCGUCGCGCCAGUUUCGGCCGAUGAUGCGCAGGCUCGGAGGGAGGUUGAGGUCGGCAUCACCGGCUAUGUGAGUGCGGAGAACGAGGGGUUCUCUGGUAUUCUGAAGAAGCGGUAUACCGAUUUCCUGGUGAACGAGAUUGUCCCCUCUGGUGAAGUCUUGCAUCUCCAGAAUGUUCCUGUGCAAGAGUCUUCGGGAGAGAGCAGGCAAAAGACGGAGGAUUCACAAAAGCCGGCCGAGAAGCCUCAGGAAGACAUUGCUCAACCUACGCCCGAAAAAGAUGCGACACCAACCGCCGAUACCCCCGUCGCCGAGUUCCAGAUCAGCGAUGAGGAUAACACGCUUCUUGAGUCCCUCUUCGGUGAGGAGUCCACAAAGAAGAUGCUAGCGCUGAACAAGCGCGCUCUCGAGAGUCCUAAGUCGAGGCCCAGCGACUUCAGCAAGAUCGCCACGGUCGUGGUCAACGAUCGCGAUUUGCGCAUCAAGAUGCACCAGACCAUUCGUCGCGUCUUCAACUCUCAGCUGGAGUCUCAGACCGACAGCGAGGGCCUGAUGAACAUCUCCGUCGCUCCGAACCGGAACAACAAGAAGGCGCAGGGUGGCCGCGGCGAAGGCAACGGACGGGCGCGUGUUCCGAUCAACUGGGAUGAACUGGGCGGUCCCUACCUGCACUUCACCAUCUACAAGGAGAACAAGGACACCAUGGAGGUCCUCAACUUUAUUGCUCGCCAACUCAAAGUCAACUCGAAGACCUUCCAGUUCGCAGGUACCAAGGAUCGACGUGGUGUGACGGUGCAGCGAGCGUGCGCAUACCGGAUGCAAGCCGAGCGACUGGCGAAGCUCAACCCUACUCUCCGUAACGCAGUCCUCGGUGAUUUCGAGUAUCGCAAGUACGGUCUCGAUCUCGGUGACCUCAACGGCAACGAGUUCGUCAUCACCCUUCGCGAAUGCGAGAUUCCCGGCGUCGUCGACCUGCAUGACCGCGAAGCCGCCAUCGCCAAGUCCGCCGAUCUGGUCAAACAUGCUCUGCACAACCUCCGGGAACGAGGCUACUUCAACUACUUUGGUCUGCAACGUUUCGGAACCUACGCCACGCGCACGGACACCGUUGGCGUCAAGAUGCUUCAGGGCGAUUUCAAGGGCGCCUGCGAUGCUAUUCUCCACUACAGCCCACACACCCUAGCCGCCGCACAGGACGCAAACGCCGCCGACGCUCUCAUCAGCUCCGACGACCGCGCGCGUGCCGAAGCGAUUCACAUCUACACGACCACCGGCAACUCUGGCAAGGCGCUCGAGAAACUUCCUCGUAAAUUCUCGGCCGAGGCCAACAUCAUGCGUCAACUGGGCCGCUCGAAGGCCGACUACCUCGGCGCCCUGCAGGCUGUGCCCCGCAACCUGCGCCUGAUGUACGUCCACGCCUACCAGUCGCUGGUCUGGAACUUUGCCGCCACCGAGCGUUGGCGGCUGUACGGCGACAAGGUCGUCGAGGGCGACCUUGUCUUGAUCCAUGAACACGUCGACAAGACCGCCUCCGCCAACGCCACCGGCGCUUCUGCAGCCGCGACCGCGGAGGCGGCUGAAACGGUGGAUGCCGAUGGCGAAGUCAUCAUCACCCCGCACGCGACGGGCGACAGCGCCUAUGUGGCCGAGGGCAUCACCCGCGCCCGCGCCCUGACCGCCGAGGAAGCCGCCAGCGGCAAAUACAACAUCUUCGACGUCGUGUUAACGCUGCCCGGCUACGACGUGCUGUACCCGGCUAACGCGAUGACGGCCUUUUACCAGCAGUUCAUGGGCAGUGAGCAGGGCGGGGGACUAGACCCCUUCGACAUGCGCCGCAAGUGGAAGGAUGUCAGUCUGACGGGCGGGUACCGCAAGCUGCUCAACCGCAUGGGGCCGGAUUACUCGGUCGAUGUAAAGAUCUACGAGCAGGAUGAUGAGCAGUUUGUGGCGACCGAUCUGGAGAGACUGCGUGGAGGCAAGGAUGUUGCUGGUGCUGAGGAUGCUGCGGAUGCUGCUGCUGUUGCUGCGCCGGAGCAGGAGAAGAGUAAGCUUGCUGUGGUGCUCAAGUUCCAGCUUGGUUCUAGUCAGUAUGCUACUAUGGCGCUAAGGGAGCUGACGAAAGGUAAAGUCAAGGCUUAUACACCUGACUAUGGGAAAGGGCGGUGAUUGCCUAGGAUGAUAAAAAAUGUCAGGAAAAGUGUACUGUACAUAUGCGCAUAGAAAUUAGUAGAGAUCAGAUCAAAAUCUACUACGGC